AUGAGUCUCUCCGCUAAAGGACAAGGCAAUUGUCAAGGCCUUUUUGGCAAGGUUGCCGGCAGGACAGAGGAUGUUGCCAACGAGGCGCUUUCCAGGACGCUGCUGGUGUACACACAGACCAAGAGAUAUUUCUCCCACUGGAAGGACCUGAGCCUCGGCUCUGCCCCGGUCAGGAAGCACCGUGGGACCGUUAUGGGAGGCGUCCUGGAUGUCAUUGGGAAGAUUGACGACCUUAAUGCUGGUCUUCUUACACUCAGCGAGUUGCACGCCUUCAUGUUGAGAGUGGAUCCUGUCUACUUCAAGAUCUUCAACCACAACAUGCUGGUGACGCUGGCCAUGAUGUUCCCUGACGACUUCACCCCUGAGGUGCACGUGGCCACAGACACGUUUCUGGCCCAGCUGGCCCUGGCUCUGUCUGAGAAGUACGGUUAA
Messenger RNA from Oncorhynchus tshawytscha (Chinook salmon), 432 nucleotides. RefSeq names its product hemoglobin subunit alpha-1-like. Gene Ontology annotation, cellular component: haptoglobin-hemoglobin complex; hemoglobin complex; blood microparticle. Gene Ontology annotation, molecular function: haptoglobin binding; oxygen binding; heme binding. The coding region runs from base 1 to 432 and encodes 143 amino acids. NCBI's taxonomy places the organism in Eukaryota, Metazoa, Chordata, Actinopteri, Salmoniformes, Salmonidae. The record is from RefSeq and is a predicted model, not a curated record. Gene Ontology annotation, biological process: hydrogen peroxide catabolic process; oxygen transport. The transcript has 3 exons.